AUGGUAGAAAGAAUGAACAGGACCCUUGGAGAGAAGAUGAGAACGUUGCUAAUGCAGAGGAGACUACCGAAGAAGUUCUGGCCAUACGCGAUCAGAGCUGCGGCGUUCAAAAUAAACCUCACUCCGAGCGUUGAUAAUGAAUUCCCUUAUCAAGCGAUGUUUGGCAAGUCGCCGGAACGAGCUUUAAAGCUCCUACGAGUGUUUGGUUGUCUGGCAUGGGUAAACGUACCCAAAGUUAAACGGGACAACAAGAAACUGGACCAGCGAGCCGUCGCAUCCAUUUUCUUAGGGUACAGUCUAGAAAGGAAGGGCUGGCUCUUCUACAGCCCGGACUACAAUCCGAACAUCUUCUGGAGCAACUCAGCAAAAUUCAUGGAAUCAAAGUGCUGGUCAGACAGAACAGAGUGGCGACCGGUUGACACAAAGGCACCCCCAAUGAUGAUGACAGAGGAAAAUUUCGAAGAUCUAGGAUACAAUAAAGAAAAUAUAUUCGACGAAACAGAUGAAGAGCCACUACGAGAAUACAUGGAUAUGGAGACAGAUUCGGAAGAAAGAUUAAGCGAAGGAACAGCGGAGGUGAUGGAACAAGGACCAAUCGCCGAAACUCAAAUUGACAGCGAAUUCUAUGGACUCGUAGCGACGCGACCGGAAUGGAGAAAGAACCUGGACCCAACCAUACAUGAAGCAAUGAGUGGAAAGGACAGAAAACACUGGGAGGAGGCCAUGCGAAAGGAGCUGGAUGGAUUGGAGGCGAUGGGCACAUGGGAGAUAGUCGACCUCCCAAAGGGUGCAAAUACUGUCGACACACGUUGGGUACUCAAGAUCAAAACCGAUGCAAACCUCGUGCCGACAAAGUUCAAAGCCCGGCUCGUGGCACGAGGUUUCACUCAACGCGAGGGCAUCGACUAUACAGAGGUCUUCGCACCAGUAGCACCCAUCCAAUCCAUUCGAGGGGUGAUCGCUGUCGCAGCAGUACGAGAUUGGGAAAUGGAUUCUAUCGACGUAAAGCAAGCGUACCUGAACUCCACUAUACACCAUGAUGUAUACCUCAAGCCCCCAGUAGGAAUCGAAAUGCCACCCGGAAAAGUGUUGAAGGUAGUGAAAGGACUGUACGGUCUGAAACAAUCGGGCCGAGAAUGGAACAUUGAGUUAGACUCACAUCUCCGGACGAUCGGAUUCCAUUGCAUGCUGAGCGCACCAUGCCUAUACUCAAGAGGGACAGGCGACAAGAUCACGAUCAUCACAGCAUACGUGGACGACAUGCUGAUAACAUCACCCAGUCGUGAUGAAGUAGAUCGCGCAAAGCGAGAGAUCAUGGACAAAUGGGAGACGCAAGACAAUGGAAGGGUCAAAGAAUUUCUGGGUAUCAAGAUCACACGUGAUAGAAGACGGAGGAGGAUAUCUCUGGGUCUAACGGCAUACAUCAAGGAAAUGGUGAACAAAUGGUUAGGAGGAGCAAACGAGAAAUCUUGGGUACCCAUGCUGAGUGUAGCGAACGUUGCCGGAGGCGAGCGAUGUGAACCUCAGCGAGCAAAGAAGUAUCAAGAAUUGGUCGGCCAACUAUUAUGGGUCUCCAACACAGCCCGACCAGAUAUUGCCUUUGCCGUCGGCGUAUUGGCGCGAUAUAUGUCGAUCCCGAUCGACAGUGCAUGGAAGGCAGCCAUCCACGUGGUAAAGUACCUGAACCAAACGAACGAAUAUCAGUUGCACCUAGGAGGGGAGACAAACGAGCACUCGGAUACACCGGUAACGACGUAUACCGACGCAAACUGGGCAUCCGACCCCACAAAUGGACGAAGAAGCACCUCGGGGUCGAUAACAUAUGUAUAUGGGUGUCCAGUGAGUUGGAAAUCACACGUUCAGAAGUGUGUGGCAUUGUCGGCAGUCGAAGCAGAGUUUGUCGCCGCUUCCGAAGCGGUACGAGAAACCUUAUUCUUCUCAUAUUUGCUCCGGGAUUUGGAGACCACGGACGUUCGGCCCGUACUAUACACAGAUAGCCAGGGGUGCAUACAGGUGAGUAAAGAUCCAGCCAAACAUUGGAAGUUAAAGCACAUCGACACACGGUAUCAUUUCGUUCGCGAUCACGUACAAGAGGGCGAUGUGGAAAUCAAAUAUGUCGGAACGGCAAACAACGUUGCAGAUGUCUUGACAAAACCCUUACAGGGUCUUAACACCUCACGAUUGGCUAGGAUGAUAGGACUGGAGAUCCCGCCGAAGGGGGGAGUUGAAGAUGCGUCGGCAUCUCAAGUAAGAUGCACAUGUUACGGCCGAGACAUUGAGACACGGGAGGCUCACGUAAGCGAGAAGUACAAUGAGGUACGUAAUUGUUGUCAUGGUGACAGCACAGUGGCACCCGGUAUCAUAGCAACACAGGAGUACAAAUGA
Molecule: messenger RNA, 2385 nt
Organism: Ustilago hordei
Lineage: Eukaryota; Fungi; Basidiomycota; Ustilaginomycetes; Ustilaginales; Ustilaginaceae
Exons: 1
Coding region: 1-2385 (794 amino acids)
Molecular function (GO): nucleic acid binding
Source: RefSeq, a predicted model, not a curated record